Molecule: messenger RNA, 2699 nt
Organism: Silurus meridionalis
Lineage: Eukaryota; Metazoa; Chordata; Actinopteri; Siluriformes; Siluridae
Gene: themis
Product: thymocyte selection associated
Exons: 6
Coding region: 224-2233 (669 amino acids)
Biological process (GO): T cell receptor signaling pathway
Source: RefSeq, a predicted model, not a curated record
GUUCCUCCGAUAUUUCACACUAUUGUUCUUCGCUCGACGUCUCCGAGCUACAGGGAAGCUGUGCUGGUCGAAAAGGUCAAAGGUCACUCCUUUGCCAUAAACCCGGCCUUUUUGACGGACUCUUCAUCAUCUUCUUCUUAUAAGUUUUAUUACUAAGCCACCUGAUGGAUGCCUUGAUGCUGUGAAGCUCUGCUGUGAGACGGCUCUGUAGACGCUACUGACGAUGGCGAUGACACUAAGCGAGUUCACUCGCUCUCUGGACCCUGAAACUCUGCCCAGGAUUCUGCAGAUCCAGUCUGGGAUUUACUUUCAAGGUUCAGUGUACGAGCUGUUCGGGAGAACCUGCUGCCUCUCCACUGGAGAUCUGAUGAAAAUAAUCGAGAUCACCAUCACAAGGUUCGUCGCGCACACUUCCGAUGGGACGGACAUCAACCUGCCGCUGGAGUACCCGGGUCUCUUCAGGAUUGUAGCAGAUGCUGAGCCUUAUCAGAGCAUCAGGGAGAUCGUACAAUCACUGAAGAUUGGAUCUCAUGUACUCGGCCAGCCGACGUUCCUGUCCUUGGCUAAAAUCACCCUCCAGCAAGGCUCGCUGAGGAAGCGAGAGAUCUUCCGAAUCACCUCGGUCUCUCACAACCUGGACAGCGGAGAAGGUCACGUCCAGUGCGAGGUCCUUCAUCGAGAGCCCAAGUUCUGCUUCAAGCUCAGCCUGUCGCAGCAAGGGAACUUCGUGGAGUCCGAGGAUGAUCAGUUUUACACACUCCAAGAGCUCGCCAAGUGGAAAAUUCCCAACGGAAGAAAGAGAGUGGUGACUGUGGUAAAAGAUGUGGCUGUGAAGGAUUUGCUGUUUUCCAAUCUGCUGGAAAACGUCUGUGGGGAGUUGACGUUAACACCUGUGUACGAGUUACAAGCUGUAAUGUCGGUGGGCAAGAACAUCGUGGUCAUUCCGUCCAACCUGGAUGUGGAAGUCAUGGACGUGACGGAUCGGUCCGACAUGGUCUCUUUCAUCCAGCCGGUUUCCCUCCAGGAUGUGUUCCAAAAACCUAGUGAGAGUUUUCCCUUAGUGGCUGAAGUGAUCGAAAGGCCUACGGUUGAAGGCAACAUGCCGGAAGAGCUAACGUCCUUGUUAGAGUGCACAAAAAUCAUCCUGCACCGUGCUUACAAAGCCAAGCGCAUCCUCGCCACGGAAAUCUGCCAGGAAUCGCCCCGGCGGUUCCUGAUUCCAACAAGCUACAACGGACGCUUAAAGCGGCGGCCUCGCGAAUUUCCGACCGCGUAUGACCUCCAGCGGGCGCAAAGCGACACCGAGAAGCUGCACGUUGUGGCCACUCGGGCUUUCGAUUCCACUUAUGAUGGUUUGGCGUCUGUUUUCGCAGGGGAUGAAUUUCUAGUGAAGAAAAAAGAACCAAAGCCUGGCGAAACGGCAAAUACGAAGGAUUCCCUGCUGUGCAUGAAGAUGAAAGGGAAAGCCCACGAGGCCGUACAACUCCCCCUGUUUUUAGACGGGGGAUAUAUGGAGGUUAUCCACGAUAAACGUCAGUACUCGCUUUCGGAGGUCUGCCGUUGGUUUCCGUUGCCAUUCAACGUCAAGGUUUCCGUACGCGAUCUUUCAUUUAAGGAGGACAUUCUGGCCAGAGUCCCAGGGCUGCGCAUCGAGGAGGAAAUUGUUGACCCGUUUUUGCUCAUCUCCACCAUGGACCUCUCGAGCUGGUGGGAGAUCGCGGUGAACCGCACCCACAUGACCCUUCACGUGGAGAAACGGUGGAACGAUGGCGAAGCUGCUUGUAACGUCACCUCGUUUGUCGAAGAGAUUUCUGAGAAAUGUUACUACACCAUGAGGAGGUACGCAAUGGCCACGCUAACACCCCCGCCACGCCCACCCAAAACACCCAAACGACCUCCAGAGCGACCAACCAGGAUGUCACAAACAAAAGCAGAGAAACCCAUCAUUUGCUCACCAAAGACUGCUCGGGUAAGCCGAGAGACGUUCUCUGACUGCACUACGCCAGAGAUGGAGAAAAGCCCAUUGAUUCCCGCUACGUUACCCAGAGCGACUCUACAGAGAGCUGUCAGCCGAGGCCGCAGUCUGGAGGAGGUGUGUGUAAAACAAGCAGACGAUGAUGACGCUCACGAUUACGAAUACAUCGACGAGGACGAACUCGAGAACAUCAGGAAGCAGUUAAAUGAGCAGUCUAUUAGCAUUCCCGCUAAAGCUAAACCGAGUAACACGAUAUAGAUUUUAUGUAAAUCACACUAGAUGGUGAAAAAAUGACCUACCAAAUGAAAUCUACACACCUGGGUAUCCCCCCAUACACCCCCCCGGAUCGGUUGUUAGCAUGUUUGCAUAAAAUCUAUUCACCUGCAUAUGGAAAUGUUUACAUUUAUGCCUUCAGAAGGAAAACGUCACAGUGAGAAGGCUUUAUCAUCAUCCUCCUAACUCUGGAUUAGCAUGCUAGCAGGUGUGACAAUGAAUUAGCCACUUUGCAUAUGCACAUACACACUAUGCGAAUAAAAUAACUGAGAAUGUAAUGUUUGAUGAAAGUAUUGAUUUUUUUUUGUUUUGUUUAUUUACCGCAGCACCUAAACGUUAACAGUAAAACGACUCAUUUUGGAAAAGAAUGAUAACCAGUUUUUUCCUGAUUAUUUGUGUCCACAAAUCUAGACAAUAAAAAUUAUCUUCUUUUGCAAUUCUUCUGAUUGAU